Molecule: messenger RNA, 2238 nt
Organism: Haemonchus placei
Lineage: Eukaryota; Metazoa; Nematoda; Chromadorea; Rhabditida; Trichostrongylidae
Source: the annotation of a GenBank genome assembly
AAGAAGCAGUUCCUUCCUCCAUUCCUUACAGUGAUGGCUAGCAUCGUUCCCAUCCUUUUUUCACAACAGGUAGACAUGUCGUACGACUUGAGCAUCAAAACAUAUCUACCGGGUUACGUGAACUUUCCACCAGAGAAGAAUCUCACAUUUGAUGGGCAUGUGGAGAUUUCUAUGGUUGUCGUUGAGCCAACAAAUAGCAUUGUACUGAACUCAAAGAAAAUCACUUUGGCACAAGGAGGAUGCGAAUUGUUCUCAGUGGGUUCUAUCAACUUUAUAAUAUUGUUCGAAAAGUUAUCCAUACCCAUACACACGACUUUUAGAUCACUUACACCGGCCUUAUUAGCAACACUCUCGGUGGGCUCUACCAGUCCAUCUAUACCGAUACGGACGGAACCACCAAGUACGUACAACGGAAUGUAUACUGGAAAAAGCACAUUCGAUUUUAGGAUCGUUGCUGUUUCACAAAAUGAACCAUCAGAUGCUCGUCGUAUAGCUCCAUGCUUUGACGAACCGAAGUAUAAGGCGAAAUGGACUGUCACCGUUGUUCAUCCCAAAGGUACAAAGGCUGCAUCGAACGGCAUUGAAGGUGAUUGGAUAACAUCCAAAUUUAAAACUACUCCACCGAUGUCGUCCUAUUUAUUGGCAAUUAUUGUUUGUGAAUUUGAAUACAUUGAAGGCUACACCGAAACAGGUGUACGGUUCCGUAUAUGGUCUCGACCAGAAGCGAUGGAAAUGACGGAAUAUGCCUUGGAUGCUGGCAUCAGAUGUCUGGAGUUCUAUGAGAAAUUCUUUGACAUCAAAUUCCCUCUGGAAAAACAAGAUAUGAUUGCUCUUCCUGAUUUCACCGCUGGUGCUAUGGAAAACUGGGGCCUUAUCACUUACAGAGAGGAUUCUCUCCUAUACGAUUCAAGAAUUUAUGCACCGAUGAAUAAACAGCGGGUUGCUCUCGUAGUUGCUCACGAGCUUGCUCAUCAGUGGUUCGGCAAUCUGGUCACACUGAAGUGGUGGGAUGAUACGUGGUUGAACGAGGGUUUUGCAACAUUUGUUGAGUAUCUUGGAAUGGACGAAAUUAGCCACAACAACUUCAGAACGCAAGAUUUCUUCUUACUCGAUGGAAUGGAUCGCGGAAUGAGAGCUGACUCGGCAGCAUCGAGCCAUCCGCUUUCGUUUAGGAUUGACAAAGCGGCAGAAGUUGCGGAAGCUUUCGACGACAUUUCAUACGCCAAGGGAGCGUCAGUUCUCACUAUGCUACGGGCUUUGAUUGGAGAGGACAAUUACAGGAAUCAAUACCUCAAGAAGUUCUCCUACAGUAAUGCACAAGCAGCCGAUCUGUGGAACGUCUUCAACGAAGUUGUCAAGGGUGUUAAGGGUCCUGACGGCAACAUCAUGAAAAUCGACCAAUUCACCGAUCAGUGGACGUACCAGAUGGGUUACCCUGUGGUUAAAGUGGAAGAAUUCAAUGCGACCUCCCUAAAGGUUACGCAGAGUCGGUACAAGACCAAUAAAGACGCCUUGGAACCAGAGAAAUAUCGUAACCCAAAAUACGGGUUCAAGUGGGAUGUUCCCUUAUGGUAUCAGGAAGGUAACAGCAAAGAGGUGAAGCGAACAUGGCUUAAAAGAGAUGAACCGUUGUACUUAAACGUCAACAAACGGGAUACGUCUCUUGUGGUGAAUGCUGAUCGACAUGGAUUUUAUCGACAGAACUAUGAUGCCAGUGGUUGGAAAAAGAUAAUCAAGCAGCUCAAAGAAAAUCACGAGGUCUUCGGUCCAAGGACGAGGAACGCUAUCAUAAGCGAUGCAUUUGCUGCAGCUACGAUUGACGCAAUCGACUAUGAAACUGUAUUUGAACUACUUGAAUAUGCCAAAAAUGAAGAGGUGGCUCUGUCCGGCAUGUUCGCAGUUUUAAAGUUCUUCGGUAAUGAGCCGGAGACAAAACCAGCUAGAGUGAGUUUGAACUUUCAGGCUUACAUGAUGAGCAUAUUAGAACCGAUGUAUAAUAAGAGCAGCAUUGACUACAUCGUCAAGAAUUAUUUGGAUGAUACGUUAUUCACCAAAAUAUUAGUCCGGUACCAAUUGAGCGACUCCGGAGUGAUGGAGGCCCUUGUCGGCCUAGGCGGAUAUCUCACUCAAAACGAGAAUGACCUUAUUUCGCUCUCCUCUUGGAGAUUGACUUUUGGUGGUUUCUAUGGUUGGCAGAUCCUCGUGCAUUUUUACUCCCUUGAAAUAAUUGUUGCUUAG